AUGUACUCGUGGAAGAUCGCUAAUAAGUUUAAGUUUGGUCGUUCGAAAGAGGACAAAGAACGGGAAAAGGAAAAAGAACGGGAAAAGUCCAAGGACAAGGAGAAACAUGGGUUUUUCCAUCAUAAAGGUCAUCGCAGUGAAUCGCCAUACAGGGAGCCUCCAAGAGACUCAGCCGACCGAAAGGAAACUAUAGUUGCUUCUACAUCACUUAUAGCGCCUGUGAGACUCUCUACGGAUGUCAACAAAUACUCUACAACCAAUUCCUCGAUAUCCACGGGAAGAGACUCACAAAGGACCACCGGCGAGUUUGACGAUUAUGUGGCAGAUUCUAACGGUGGAAGAAAUGAGCUCGACCAGGCGUACAGUACCGGCGACGAUGAAAGCGCAGAUUUUGGCAGGGACUCAAGUAGGAUCAGUGGAUCCGGUAAUUCUUCCACGACACAGGAUGAAACAGGAACCAACGCGGAACCACUUUUUUCAGGUAUCAUGACAGUCAAAGUUUAUGGUGGUGAGGGUUUCAAACUGCCCGUUCCAAUCACGUCAAAUGUUCAGAUUUUGAAAAAGCUUUUGAGUUCCGGGGUGAUCCAUCAGUCAGCAGAGGAACCAGGCGUCGAUCAGCUGAUUUCGUCUUUGUCUCAAUUAAAGCUCGAAGAAAACGGUGAUGAAGAGAACUUGAUAGAAGGAGACGUAGCUACGCGUUUUAUCCCUGCCACAAUUACGUUGCCAAGCUCAACGGAUUUGAAUCCGCUGUUGUAUUUCACUAUCGAGUUCGAUAAUACUGUCGCGAGCAUCGAGCCAGAAUCAGGCACAAUCUCCAACCUAAAUUUUAACAAGAUUUCCACAUUUGAUGUGACCCGGAAACUGCCUUUUUUGAAGAUUGAUGUCCUGGCCCGUAUUCCCUCGAUUUUGUUACCGUCCAAGGCAUGGCAACAAUCGAAUUCGUCCGAUCCACAUAUUCGCGACGUACUUGAUCGCAUCAACAGCAAUCAAGACAUUCACCUGGACUCUUACAAUUUGCCGUUGACUCUAGAUUUCAAUUCAGCAACAAGUUUCCGACUCUACAAUCAUCAAUGGGUCAGUCUCGAAAGGGGCAACGGUAAGCUCAACGUGAGUGUUGACUAUAAACCUGCCACCAAUAGAUCUUUAAGCAUUGACGAUUUUGAUCUGCUCAAAGUGAUCGGUAAGGGCUCUUUCGGCAAAGUCAUGCAGGUGAGGAAAAAGGAUACGAACAAAGUAUAUGCUUUGAAGGCGAUCCGCAAGUCUUAUAUCGUUUCUAAGUCCGAAGUUGUGCAUACUUUGGCAGAAAGAACUGUGCUGGCUCGUGUUGACAAUCCAUUCAUUGUACCACUGAAAUUCACCUUCCAAUCUCCCGAUAAGCUGUAUAUCGUGCUUGCUUUCAUCAAUGGGGGUGAAUUAUUCUACCAUCUCCAAAGGGAGGGUCGAUUCUCGCUAUCAAGAGCACGGUUUUAUGCUGCGGAGCUGCUAUGUGCCUUGGAAACUUUGCAUAAUCUCGACGUGAUAUAUCGAGAUCUAAAGCCUGAGAAUAUUUUGCUAGAUCAUCAGGGGCACAUUGCCUUGUGCGAUUUCGGGCUGUGCAAGCUGAACAUGAAAGGUCAAGACAAGACAAAUACGUUUUGCGGGACCCCUGAGUAUUUGGCGCCUGAAUUGCUGUUGGGCCAGGGCUACUCGAAAGUGGUUGAUUGGUGGACCCUAGGUGUGCUUUUGUAUGAGAUGCUUACAGGAUUACCACCAUAUUACGACGAAGAUGUGCCAAAGAUGUACAAGAAGAUUUUACAGGAGCCGCUACGGUUCCCGGACGGCUUUGACAAAGACGCCAAAGACUUACUUAUCAGUCUCUUGAGCAGGGAUCCAAAGCGCAGAUUGGGAUUCAACGGCGCUGAAGAGAUCAAAUCUCAUGCAUUUUUCAGCCAGCUCAACUGGAAGCGUUUGUGGAUGAAGGGAUACAUUCCGCCAUACAAACCACCUGUGAUGAGCUCACUGGACACCAGUAAUUUUGAUCAAGAAUUUACAAAAGAACUACCGGUAGACAGCGUGGUGAACGAUUUUCUGAGCGAAAGCGUGCAGCAGCAGUUUGGAGGCUGGACCUAUGUGGGUAGUGAGCAAUUGGGAAGAAGUGUAAGAUGA
Molecule: messenger RNA, 2145 nt
Organism: Lachancea lanzarotensis
Lineage: Eukaryota; Fungi; Ascomycota; Saccharomycetes; Saccharomycetales; Saccharomycetaceae
Gene: YPK1
Product: LALA0S02e03422g1_1
Exons: 1
Coding region: 1-2145 (714 amino acids)
Biological process (GO): protein phosphorylation
Molecular function (GO): protein serine/threonine kinase activity; ATP binding
Source: RefSeq, a predicted model, not a curated record